Messenger RNA from Saprolegnia diclina VS20, 1780 nucleotides. RefSeq lists its product as hypothetical. Gene Ontology annotation, molecular function: beta-lactamase activity. The transcript has 2 exons. Lineage: Eukaryota; Oomycota; Saprolegniomycetes; Saprolegniales; Saprolegniaceae. The coding region runs from base 20 to 1624 and encodes 534 amino acids. The record is from RefSeq and is a predicted model, not a curated record. Gene Ontology annotation, cellular component: outer membrane-bounded periplasmic space. Gene Ontology annotation, biological process: antibiotic catabolic process.
CUCGGAACGCGUUGCCGGUAUGCAGCGGCUCAUCAGUGCGUACGCGACUUUUCUCGGCAUCCCGUUUGGACCCGAACUCGCAUCCAUGGUCGCGGGCCCGAGCUCGUCCCACGAAGCCAAAGUGACCGACGCCAUCGCGUUUAUUGAGGCCCAGCGCGAGCGCUUUAGCUACCCCGGCCUCGCGCUCGCUGUCGUGCAAGGCAACGAGACAUUGAUUGCCCGCGGCUUUGGCACCAAGCAGGUCGGUGUCGACACCGACCUCGUCGACGGUGACACACUCUUUGAGAUUGGGUCGGUCAGUAAAACGCACGUCGCUGUCGCGCUCGCCAAGCUCGUUGAUGACGGCAAGCUGCAGUGGCACGACACGGUCAAGCAGCACCUUCCGUGGUUCACGCUUCAAGACAAGUACGCCGAAGAAGUGACGACGAUCGCUGACCUCGCGUCGCACAACUCGGUGUUUGGCAACCACGAAGGCGACGAGCCACAGAUGAUGGGCGCCAUGCAGUCGGAGCGUGAGAGCAUCGAGCGCCUUCGGUACAUGAACACGACACGCAAGGUCCGACCGGGCUUUGCCUACUCGAACGUCGGCUUCAACGUGCUUGGCCAAGUCAUCGAGGCUGUCUCGGGCAGCCACUGGAGCAAGUACUUGACGACCGAGAUCUGGCAGCCGUGGGGCAUGAUGUCGACGUACGGCAGCGCCAUGGACGCGCCCUCGUCGCGCUUAACGCAGGGGCACUUUGUCUGCAGCGGUGCUGUCAUUGGUCCGUACGCGCUGCAGUCGUCGAGCUUGGCCAAGGUCAGCCCCAACGUCCCGAUGCUCGCUGCGGGCUCGAUCGUGUCGUCGAUCAACGACAUGGCGAUCUUCCUCCAGCGUGUUUUGGCCAAAGGCGGGUCUAGCUUCAAGUCGCCGCAGUCGCUCGGGACCAUCCUCUCGGGCCACAACCUCGUCGAGUUGCCGAAUGCCGCGAUGGUCAUGACCAUUUUCGGCCUCCAAGCCAGCCUUGACGGCGACGGUAUCAUGGUCGGCUACGGCAUCGACUUUCUCGGAGACCUCCUCUUUGGCGAGCGCUACGCGAUGAAGAACGGUGCGACCAAGGUGUGCACGAGCACGACCGCGUACGUGCCAGCGCGCGGUCUGGGGCUUGUCCUGCUCGCCAACAAGGCGUCUAUCGGUGGAGAGGCGCACGAUGCGGUCGUCCUCGAGCUCAUGCGCUCGUACGUCCUCGGUCUCUUCCUCGAUAUCCCCAAGGAGACGCUCAACAAGGUCUUUGAAGCCGGGUUGGCAGCCACCAAAAGUGUGCCCGACGUACCCUGCGAUGCGCACUACUUUGACAAGCAGCCGUUGCCGCCAACCAAGGGAACUGUGCCGAGCACGAGCGUUCUCCCGGGCACCUACUUGUUUGAAGUCUCGCCCGACUAUUACGGGCCGGUGGUCCUCUCGCUCCGAAAUGGUCAGUUGCAUUUGACCUACGGCGCGAUCGACGUCGACCUCGUGGCGAAGAGCGCGACCGAGUUUGUGCUGCCGUACGACUUUAUGCCUCCGCAGCUCACGCUGUCGUUCGACGUCUCGGUAGCGACCAAGCCUUCGUUUGAGCUUCUCGGAAAGCGGGUCAUCAAGGUCUAGUCGCUCCCUCUUGCGCUCUUCUACUGUCGACGCGCCCUGACACACAUAGCGUGGCGCGAUCUACGAGUAGAGACAACAAUUAAGCGACUAAUGCAUUCAGCUACCAAGUAGAAGAGACAAACUUGUCGGUUGAAUGAGAUUUAGUUGAGCCCGAAA